Messenger RNA from Cladocopium goreaui, 2415 nucleotides. The record is from the annotation of a GenBank genome assembly. NCBI's taxonomy places the organism in Eukaryota, Dinophyceae, Suessiales, Symbiodiniaceae.
AUGAGCUACGCUCCUAAAUUGGAAGCCAACAUUGCGGCUAGUGCGGUGCAAGUUGCGCCGAGGCGCGCUGAAGACCUGGAGAAGUGUUUGCAACAAUACCUGGAUGCCCGUGUGAGGGGAGAAAGAUACCCCCAACAGGAUGUUGCUUGGAUGGGCGGCGAGCUUCGAUACCUGGAGCGGCUAUUGGCAGCUCGACCAGGCCAACUUCGGCAAAAGGUUGCUGAUCUGAGACAGAGAUAUGAUGCUAUUGGCUCUGGCCAUGACAUUCAAAGUCCCAGGGGCGGUACAGCAUCCGCGGAUGGAUCACAGCUUCGCGACGAGACGCCGUCUCAGUCCUUGCAGCAUCUCGCCACCUUUCUCUAUCCCAAGAAAGACCGCUGCAAAGCUGAAGACGAAGUUCGAGUCCUUUCUGCAGAGGGGGGGCUGUCUGCGGAGCUUUCCAAGCACCCAGUGCUGACCUGCAUGGAAUCCGACGGACCUCGGACCAUCGUCAUGGGCUUUGGGCGGCUGGUUUCCUGGUCGGAGGAGGAUGACGCAGCUGAAGUGGCUCGAGAGCGAGUGGCAUUGCUGGAGCUUUCACAAGCUGGGGUGAACUUGAUGGAGUUUACUCGCAUCAUGGCUGAGCAGCUGCCGCAGGAUCAGGAAGGUUUGGACCUAGUGGAAGAAUCAGUGGCACAGGCAAAGGAGACGACAAGACAGGCUGUUGAAACGCUGAGUGGAGCAGCUGCGACCGAGUACGACCACAGGGAAAAACUUGUGUGGCCUGGUGCUGGUUUGGUGAUGCUGGGCGGCCUACUAUUCUGCACCUGUCCCUCGGGGGCGCCAGCUCUACUUUGCGCUGCCGGAAGAGGUGCUCUCUUCGUUGGCGCCACUCUGGGUUCUAUGAGCACUCUAAGCAAGCUACAAAUGCGCACACUUGAGCAGAUUCAGGAACGGCUUCCUGCCCGUAGCAUCUUGGAAAAGCUGCCACUUGAGCAGGCCAAGCAGAUCCGAGAGGCUUGUGACGAAGCAAACAAGAGGUUGCAUGCCAGAUUGGACGACCAGGAUGCUUGGGAAGAGGAGCCCUUUCUGUCACGAGCAUUUGCUGCUGAUUUCCACGUUUGGGACAGAGAGGUUGGCAACGAUUUGGCGGUCAAAAGAGGUCCAUCUGACGCCCGGAGAGGAGGUUACUCGUACGUGUUUACCUUCAAUGUUGACAUUCCAGUGAGCCGCGCCUUCAAAGUGGUACAGCAGAUGAGUCUUAUUGGAUCGCUUGAUCCUGGCUGUAAGGUUAUGUGGUCGCGACCAGUAGAUGCAGCGUCUGACAAUACCCACUACAUUCGUUAUGUGGCGUUUGCAGAAUGGUUUUACAGCCGUGACUUUUGCACGGCUUGCCACUGUGGCCCUGCAAACCAUCCCAAUGAGCAUAAAGAAUGCUACACGCUGGCCACAAGCUCCUUGAGCGACGAACUGCGGGAAGUGGAAGGUGUGCCAAAGCUCCGUGGUGAGCAGAGUGGCCACAUUGACGUUGUCGGAGUUCGGCUCACAGAGAACGAAUCCGGAACAAGAGUCGAAGUCAUGGCUGAUGUAGAUCCAGCAGCCCCAGUGACGUACUUCACGCGCGUAGUGAACAAGAGGAUCAGGAAUCACACCAGGGAUGCAGCGUGGCUGAUUCAGUGCGCUUUGAAGCAAGCGAAGGAAGUAACACCCGCGGGAAAGGAAGUCAAGGAGCUCGAUGGAAGUCAGGCAGAUAUCCAAAAGAGGAAAGCAGAAAAAAACAGGCAACAGCAGGGCUCCUCCGAAGAUGACAGAUCCAGGAGUAGGUCGUGGCGCAGCAGAUCGGCGGACAGCUACUCUCAACGGUCGCAGCAAAUGCAGGAUGGUGAUGGAGAUCGCGCUGCGCCCGAGGGCGACAUUGUAGGUGCAGAUCCACAGGGCCAUGAGAGAGGCCGCAGGGCACGCCGUUCUGACUCUGGAUCUAGAUCCCGCUCAGACUCCCGAUCGGCUGAGAAAGGCCACGAAGGCCGAGCACAUCCACGCAGAGUUGUGGUGGCUCAGGGUGAAGACAAGGAGGAUGGCAAUGUCUCGUCGUUGCUGGAGGUGAGCAAUCUUCCAGAUCUCAGCAGUAAGGGCAAGAAUGCCACCAAGUACCUCUGCGACCUCUUCAACCCAACACUCAAGACUCUGCCGGACUUUAACAAGGAACAGGGCGGUGACCCGGUGCAGAAGGCUUUCGACGUACCUGGAAAGGCUGGUAUCAUUUUCAUGCAGCUGCAGAACGCGGCACUGGCAGAAAGUGCGGGUCGGACCCUGCACGGCCUUGAAUUUGGUGGCAGCACCAUGAAGGUUCAAGGAGUGCCAAAGGCCGAGGCCGACUGUUCUAGCUUUCUUGCUUUGCACAAACAGGACUGUGCACACACACACACACGCACAUGA